Molecule: messenger RNA, 3184 nt
Organism: Galeopterus variegatus (Sunda flying lemur)
Lineage: Eukaryota; Metazoa; Chordata; Mammalia; Dermoptera; Cynocephalidae
Gene: ANKRD24
Product: ankyrin repeat domain 24
Exons: 22
Molecular function (GO): actin binding
Source: RefSeq, a predicted model, not a curated record
AUGAUAGGGAAGACCUUGGUGUCUUCACGCCAGUGCCAGAGCCCGUUGACCAACAGGCAGCCCCACUGCCAGCCUGUCUCCUCCCUCAGCUCAUCCCCGGCCCCCUGGGGCGGCCACCCUCUCAGAGCUGAUCGGGUGUCGGAGCCGAGCUCUAGGAGCUGCUGGUGUGAGCUCGUGGCCCAGCUGGGAGUGGGUAACCGGAGCCGGCAGUGGGCACGGCGGCCUGGUGCUGGGGCACUGGAGCUGCAGGAGGUAGGAGAAGACGGAGGUGGCCUGGGGAGAGAAGAAACAUCCGACGUUGCCAUGAAGACUCUCCGGGCGCGAUUUAAGAAGACAGAGCUGCGGCUCCAGCCCACCAACCUCAGGUCCUGCCCACCCUGCAGCUCCUGCCCCAUCCCGAAACCAGCAGUCAGAGGCAGGAGCCAGAGCCAAGACUGGGGCAAAAGUGAUGAGCGGCUGAUGCAGGCCGUGGAGAGCAGCGACCCUGUGCGGGUGGCCUCCCUGAUUACCCGCAAGGGACUGGUGCCCACCAAGCUGGACCCCGAGGGCAAGUCCGCGUUCCACCUGGCGGCCAUGAAGGGGGCAGCCAGCUGUCUGGAGGUGAUGCUGGCCCACGGUGCCAAUGUCAUGAGCACAGAUGGGGCAGGUUACAAUGCCCUCCACCUGGCCGCCAAGUAUGGGCACCCACAGUGCUUGAAGCAACUGCUGCAGGCCUCCUGCGUGGUGGAUGUCGUGGACAGCAGUGGGUGGACAGCCCUGCAUCAUGCAGUGGCUGGUGGCUGUCUCUCCUGCUCAGAGAUGCUUUGCUCCUUCAAGGCACAUCUGAACCCUCGAGAUCGGUCUGGUGCAACGCCCCUCAUCAUAGCAGCUCGGAUGUGUCACACGGAUCUGUGCCGCCUCCUCCUGCAGCAGGGGGCUGCCGCAAAUGACCAGGAUCUGCAGGGCAGGACGGCCCUGAUGCUGGCCUGUGAGGGGGCAAGCCCCGAAACAGUGGAGGUGCUGCUGCAAGGCGGGGCCCAGCCUGGCAUCACUGAUGCACUGGGGCAGGAUGCGGCUCACUACAGUGCUCUGGCAGGGGACAAACUCAUCCUGCACCUCCUGCAGGAGGCGGCCCAGCGCCCCUCACCACCCAGCGCCUGACCCUGCUUCCAUCUCUCCUCUGCCCUCCUAGAGGAUGACUCAGGCGAGGCAUCAUCACAGAACUCUGUGUCCAGCCAUGAAAAGCGAGGGGCUACCAAGAAGCGGAAGGCACCUCAGCCUCCCGCCAGCACCCCCAUGCCGGAUGAUCGAGAUGCCUACGAGGAGAUCAUGUGGCUGCGGCAGGAGAGAGGCCGCCUCCUGCAAAAGAUCCGGGGCCUGGAACAGCACAAGGAACGGAAGCAGCAGGAGGAGGCAGAGGCCAGCUCCCUCCUGAGCCUGGAGAGACAGGUGCAGGAGCUGCAGCAGCUGCUGGCAGAGAAGCAGGAGGCGAAGGAGAGCCUGGGACGAGAGGUUGAAAGUCUGCAGAGCCGGCUGUCCCUGCUGGAGAACGAGCGGGAGAACACCAGCUACGAUGUGGCCACCCUGCAGGAUGAGGAGGGAGAGCUGCCCGACUUUCCAGGGGCUGAGACACUGCUGUCCAGGCGGCUGAGCCCAUCAGCACAGGAGCUGUUGGCCUCCCUCCAGGAGCAGGUGGCUGUGCUCACCAGACAGAACCAGGAGCUGAUGGAAAAGGUCCAGAUCCUGGAGAACUUCGAGAAGGACGAGAUGCAGAUGGAGAUGCAUGGUUCCACUGAGGUCAUCCCUCUGGCCCUAUACGACUCUCUCCGGGCUGAGUUUGAGCAGCUCCGGAGGCAGCAUGCCGAGGCAUUGUGGGCACUGGAGCAGACACAGGAGGCCCCCAGAGAGGGGGACAAGGGCAUGGCCAAUGCCACCAAAAACGGGCCAAUAGACACGGAGCUUAAUGGCAUCGUGGCCCUGGAAACCAAAGUUAACAGAGGUGAGACCACAGAUGAGGAGGCCGCAGUAAUCGAGGCCACAGAAGCUACACCCACAGGCGCUGAGGCCACGGGAGCUGAGGCCACAGCAAAGGAGCCCACAGACAUGGAGGUGAUGGAAACAGAGGGUGCGGGAGCGGAAGCCUUGGAAACAGAAGCCACAAGGGCUGAGGUCAUGGAAGUGAAGUCUGCAGAAGAAAGAGAGAGAGCUGAAACAAAGACAGUGGGCACCGAGGCCACAGGGGCAGAGGCCACAAAAACAAAAGCAGAGGAGCCAGAAGCAAAGGCCAACAGAGUGGGUUCUGUGGAGGCUGAGGUGGUGGGCACGGAGACCACGAACAUGGAGGCCACAGGAUCCGAGGCCACGGGAUCGGAGGCCACGGCCUCCGCUGGCCCCGUCCUCCACCCCGGUGCUGCUGAGGCCUCGGAGAAGCUGCAAGCCGAGCUGGAGACCAGGAUUCGCGGCUUGGAGGAGGUGCUCCGGCAGCGGGAGCGAGAGGCGGCGGCUGAGCUGGAGGAGGCCCGCGGCAAGCGCGAACACGAGCGCGUGGUGGGGGCGCUGCAGGCGGACGUGGUGCGGCUGGAGGAGCAGCUGCACGAGCUGGGUCGAAGGCACGAGAAGACUAGCGCCGAGGUCUUCCAGAUCACAGAACUUUCCAAAGAAGUCUUCAGUCUUAAGGAAGCCCUGAAGGAGCAGCCAGCCAGCCCAGCCACCCCCGAGGUGGAGUCCCUCCGUGGCCAGGUGAAAGCCUUGCAGCAGCUGCUGGAGGAGGCUGCCAGGGACCACUGUGCUGUGGUGGCUUUGUACAGGAGCCACCUGCUGUACGCCAUUCAGGGCCAGAUGGAUGAAGAUGUGCAGCGGAUCCUCAGCCAGAUCCUGCAGAUGCAGAGACUCCAGGCUCAAGGCCGCUGAGGCUGGAUGGGAGAGCCACACGGACCACCCCCACACGGAGCCUGAGCCCCCUCCAGGCCCCUCCUGGACCAGCUUCCCCUAGCCCCAUGGGGUGACUGGGCUCCUGCACUUGGACACCAGCCUGGGUCCCUUUCUGACUGUCCCUACUUGGCUCCAUCGCCCCACUUGACCCCUGCUCGCCCUGGUCAGUCUGGGCCCAGGUCCUGACUGCUCCCUCCCCACCACCGGAGAAUCUGUGAGAACCUGUGUCCUCACCAGAUGCCAGCCCAGGAAUAAAAACCUACUGUGCACAGGA